This is a messenger RNA of Cryptosporidium muris RN66, 3108 nucleotides long. RefSeq lists its product as uncharacterized. The transcript has a single exon. Lineage: Eukaryota; Apicomplexa; Conoidasida; Eucoccidiorida; Cryptosporidiidae. The record is from RefSeq and is a predicted model, not a curated record. The coding region runs from base 1 to 3108 and encodes 1035 amino acids.
AUGUUAGAUGCUGUUAAAAUUUGGAAACUGCUGAUAUAUUUGCUUAUUUACCGUUCCUUAGUAAAAUGUGAAAUACCUGAUGUAUCACUUCCUGGUAACUCCCGUCUUAUUCAGACUAGCUAUUUAGCUGCUCAAAAACUAAUAUCAAACUCAAGGGUAAAGGAACUCAGUGACUUUUUAAGUUUAUACUGUAAUAAUAGGCAGUACUAUAAUCCUUAUUCUCCACAAGUUAUACUAUCUAAGUGGGAGCUUUUUAGGUCAUGGUACAAGGAGCCUAGCACUUUAUUAGGUAUAAUAUUUGAAAAUUUAUUAUCAGGUGAUAAUAUAACUAAUAAUAAAGUAAUACUACCACUAGCGUCUAAUUAUCUAUAUACCUUAAUUAAAAGAGAAUUAAUCGGUUUUAUAGUACUUAGUCUUGCUGUCUUUUUAUUUAUGGUGAUAUCAUUAAUAUUUCUACUUUGCAGACAUUUCCGUGACAGAGUAAUAUCAUUGGAGGAAUCUUUUGAAGGUCUAAAUAAAGUAAAGUAUGGUUUGAUUUUUACAACUAUUUGCAUAUUUCUAUUGUGUUCUGGUUAUAUAAUAGCGAAUGUAUUAACAAUUAUACGUGUCAUUAAGAUCCAUGAUUCGAUAACCUCAUCAUUUUGUUGGGUAGCAGUAGGUAUAGAUUCACUGACAAAUGGAAAUGUGAAUGUGAAUAUUACAUCUGGGAAAUUUAAUGUAAAACCGUCAUCUGCAAUUACGAAUGCAUCGAUUCCAUUUUUAGGUGCAUUCCCAAUACAAUGUCUAUUAGAACAGAUAACUCAACAAGAACAAAUAAACAAAUUAACUAAUUCAAGUUUAAAAUUCAUUCAGAGUGCAGGAUUUGGAACCACUUUAGCCGAUAGAUUUUUAGAUUUAGCUUCAUUUUUUAAUAAUCGAACAUUAUUUGAACCAGGAGAAACUAACUGGAGUGUACCUGCAGGAUUAAAGAUACCAAUGAAGAUGGUCCAAUUCAGUGAAACAUUGGUUGAAACUAACUCAACUGUUUUUGGAACAAUAAAUCCCCAAAUUAAUGAAUUAAUAGCUGUGUUAAAAAGUGGUCAACAAUCAGCAGAUAUAAAGAUAACACUUCAAUAUUUUGUGGAAAUGAAAAAAUUUACAUUUCAGGCAUUAUAUAUAUUAGAUAUUAUUAGAACUUCAAAUAUAAUAAUAUUCUAUGUUAUUAUAUCUCUUACAGGAAGUAUUAUACUAUCCUCAGUAUUUGCGAUUAUAUUUUCUAUUAUUCAUACUAUAUUACUGUUAUAUGGAAGUACUCGAUACGGUUGUUUUCAAAGUAGCUCUGCUAUUGGUGCAAUUGCCUUCUUCAUUAUAAUAUUAUCUACAUGCCUUGCAUUUAUAAUAUUUCUACUAUCAAUUGGUGGCAUUAUUGGGCAGGACUACUGCUCUUGGAUGGCUAAAGACUUGUUCAAUACUGCUGGAUCAAACUGGAUAAAAACUGUUAAAUCAGAAAUUAGUGAAGUUAUAGAAAGUUGUAUAUUUCCAGUACCUUCUUAUUUAAGUGAAGGAACGAAUCAAAAUUCAACUUCACUUUUGCAUAAUACAAUGCUUAAAGAUCAAUUACAAACAAAUAUGCGCUUUGAUCAUGCAAAUGAAUAUGUGCAAAGUGAAAAUAAUCAGCUUAAAAGCAUCAAUAUAGAUACACAUAAAAGUGUCCCUGCAAAGACAGUGAGCAAUAAAAUUACUAAUAGUAUAAAGUAUAAUUGGGAAAGUAAUGAAACUGAGUUUAUUAAUGAUAUGGUGAAACAAUUAUCUAUGUCUAAUGAACGGCUACCACCUUUACAGGAUACAACAGAACAUAUUUUUAAUGGUAAAUCUUCUAGUCAUAAUAUAUUAUCUAUGGUAACUAAGUCAAUUCAGAGUGGACUUACUGAAGAAGUAACUCGUUUAGUAUCAAUAACUUGGACAAAUAUAAUAAAUAGUCAGGAUUUAGCGGUACAAUGCAUUACUUUUAUUAAUUAUACAGAUUUUAUCAACUAUGCAACUAGUUACUUCCCUAACGUUAAUACAGGACUUCUGAAGAGACAGCAAGUUCCAGUUUUAAUAUUAAUUACUCAAAGUUCUCCUAAUCAGCUGUUAUUAAAUAAAACAACAAUUUUUGGUUUCACAACAUAUUCGGCUCUAUCUGGAAGUAAAAACUAUAAUGUUAAUAGCGCUAUUUCGAGUGCAACUUAUCCGUAUUUAUUACCUGGGAUGGAGGUAUUUCAAUCAAUAAUUAUUCCAUUUAAAUUAGAACCACUACAAAAGGAAAAUCCUAGUAAUUCAAAAGAUCCCCUCAUAAUCACUUCGACCACUGAUUUGUCUAUAAUAAAUGUUGCAGAGUAUCUGGCAACUAAUCCAUACUUCUCAGAAUAUCCACUAGCUUACUUUGAAAAUGCCCUAUGGUGGGCUAAAAAGUUAGCAGAAUUAUAUAAGACUUAUAUUGUUUGCCCAUAUUUUAGUUGGAUAGACUUGGCUAAUUCCAAUUCUAGUACUAGUGUAAAUGACCAUCUCUACCAGACUUAUUCUGGUAAACCGUGCUUAUUUAAAGUGUAUGGGGAAUAUAUGCAUAGUCUUAUUCAAGAUUACUUUGUAAAUCCUUCUAAUCAAGCAACAAGUGAAAUUGAUCAUUAUGGUAACCUAUUAACUGCUCAAUUAGCAGAUAUAUUGGGGAGUGUCACUGCUUUACAGAAUGCUGGACAAAGUGCCUAUGAUUGUGGUCAAAUCAGCAUUGAUUUUACAAAUGGCAUCACUACAAUGUGUGGUCUUGUAAGCGAAUUGAGAACAAUAUUAAUUGAUAUUUUGACUACUGUAACAUUUACAGGUUAUCUUGUGAGUAUCUUCAUUUUAAUAAUUUGGUUAAUUGCUAUUCGAUAUGAAACUCGUAUUGCAGACUCUAUACUUGAGCGUACAUACUCUUCCACUAUAACAGAAGAUAAGAUUACUGAUAAGUUGAGCAUGAAUAAUCAAGAAGUAAAUACAACCUGCAAUAACCCAGUUGAUCAACCCUUAGAACAGACAAAUUUUAAUCCUAUUGAGGAUGUUUCCAAUUCACUAGAAAAAGUACAAAGGAAAAGCGACAGAAGCAUUUGA